This is a messenger RNA of Salvia hispanica, 1542 nucleotides long. The record is from RefSeq and is a predicted model, not a curated record. NCBI's taxonomy places the organism in Eukaryota, Viridiplantae, Streptophyta, Magnoliopsida, Lamiales, Lamiaceae.
AUGGGUAUUGGUUAUGAUCCACCUCGUGCGAGGAGCUCCAUCGUAUUAAAUUCGUGUGUUUCCUAUUCUGAAUUGGUAGCUUUGUAUUGGGAUGAGAAAGAGCCGCAUCGGAUUGUGUUGGGAACAAAAUUUGAUUCCAAGCUUCAUGUGAAGACUGCUAUAACUAUGUGGAGUUUGUGGCAGGAAAAACAGUUUAAGGUCGUCGAGAGCAAAUUAAGAAGGUGGCAUGCCGUAUGCAAAUUUCCAGCAGGAACGACAGCAACAGGUAUAGGCAUCAUCAGCACCACAGACGCUGAAAAAGCGAGAGAAUGCCAUCGUGCUAACAGAGAUCAUGCUAACUUCUCAUCGGCAAUGAUUGCUCUGUGUAUUCGACAUCAUGUGCGACAAUGUGCCGAUUUCAAGGUCUUCUCAAUAAUAGCUGAUAUUCAAGACAGAUUUGGUGUGUCAAUCAGUUAUAAGAAGGCAUGGUAUGCAAAGAGAAAGGCUAUAGAGUUUGUAUAUGGUGGAUGGGAGGAAUCAUUCAGGCAGUUGCCAAGCUACAUGUUUGAACUCCAGUCACAGAAUCCGGGCACAAUUGUUGAAUGGAAGCACAACGAGCUGUUGAGUCAGAGACGUACAAAUGUGUUCAACUAUGUUUUCUGGGCAUUUGGGCCUGCAAUACAUGCUUUCCAGAAGGCUGCACCGGUGUUAACAAUAGAUGGGACUCACCUCCGAGGAAGAUUUAAAGGUAAGCUGCUUGUUGCUUGUGGUUUUGAUGCUAACAAGACAUGCUUGCCUAUUGCAUAUGCUGUGGUGGAUGAAGAAACCAAUGACAGUUGGUCAUGGUUUUUGGAUCAUGUAAGAACUCAUGUGGUGAAAUACGAGAGGGAGGUGUGCAUUAUAUCAGAUAGGCAUAAAGGAAUCUUCAAAGCAAUGGAGUCUGCAAUCAUGACAAGGGCCCCGCAGAUACACCACAAAUUUUGUUUGGUCCAUGUGAGGGCAAAUGUGUUGAAGAAGCAUAAGGGCCCCAGUGUGAAGGCCAAAAUCUGGAAGUUGGGGGUCAGUACUCAGGUACGUAAAUUUGACAGAAGAAGUCGAGCACUAUCUGAUGUCAGCCGUGGUGCGAUGCGAAUGCUUGAUAGGAUUACAAAAGAACGUUGGUCGCUAUGCUACGAUGGUGGACUUCGAUGGGGGGUGGCCACAACAAACAUGUCGGAGUGCUACAACAACGUGUUGCGGGGUGUUAGAGAGUUGCCAAUUAGAGCUUUGGUUGAUUUGACAUUUUGGAGGACGGUGAAAUGGUGGGUGCAGAAGAAGACAAAAAUAGAACACACUGAAGGUGAGUUAACCCCGUGGGCGAGGGACAUGCUUGCUAAGAAUGACUCAAAGGGGCGAAAACAUUACAUUACUGUAAUUGACCGAGAUAUAGGGAAGUACCAUGUCCGAACUCGAGGAAGAAUAGAAAAUGGAGUGUCAAAGGGCAACAAUGUUCAAAUAGUCAAGGAACGACUGACAAGAGAGGGCAUGGCUUUGAGGCUGAAUAUUGUUGAUGUUUGUUUUUAG